AUGGGUUCGCGCCAAUCUCACGCGUGCACCAAGGACGCGUCAGGUACCGACUCUGCAUUCGGCGACAGCGUCUCGACACCUUCCAAAUCAAAACUAUUGCAUAUGCUCGACUUGCGCGUGUCACAGUCGUCGUCGGCAUCCGGAAGUACGGCAACCACGCCCAUUUCGACUCCGCGCCACCGCCACCGUAGCGUUUCUGCUGCUCCAAGCUCCCGUAAAUCAACUAUGAAAGCGGAAUAUCCAAACACCACAGGCUCACGCAAGCGUAAUUAUACUGUUCAGGAUGAUACUGACAUGGAUAUCCUGUCGUCCAAAAAAUUGAAGACGGAGACUACGAAGAAACCACUUUCUGUGGCCAAUCGGAACACGGAGUCAUUAGGUUUGACCACAUCUGAUGCGGCCACUUCCACUUCCACCGCCACAGAUACGCGCGCGAGGCUCGCAGAGGUCCACACCCAAAUGGACCGUUUAGAAAAUACCCUCGCCAAGGCAAAGCAAAAACGUUCCAAGACAGACGCAGACUUCGUGCAAAUCGUCCAGUAUCAGCGACAGCUCAGAGAACUACGAGACCUGAAGCAGGGAUACAAUUCUAUGACACCGUCUACGGCACUGCAGACUACGAUAUCUGGAUCCAGGGACCACGUCUCUCCUGGUAUGCUUGCGGACGCUUUUCAGGCUGAGAGCUCGAGUUCUCCAGUACACGUAGGGGCAGAUGGGAGCUCGGAUUAUGCGCUUGAUAUUUCUGGCUCGUUCGUACGAGGCGAUGAUCGCUUCGAUGAAGACGGAAAUUUCUACGGACGCGGACGGGACAGCUUUGCAGGUCCAGUAGCUCGUGCUGAUGAUAUCGAUAAGUUUUUGAUUGCUGCUGGAAAUGCCGAACAAUUCGAUGGGAACGCUAGAGUUGACAAGGCGCUCGAUGCUCUUGGUCUCGAUGGAUUGUACCGACCUCUUGACGGGAUGGAAGUGGCAUUGAUGCCUCAUCAAGCUAUAGGUGUCGCUUGGAUGCUUGACAAAGAGAAGAGUGUACAUAAGGGUGGUUGUUUGAGCGACGAAAUGGGUCUUGGAAAGACCGUUCAGAUGAUUGCUGUCAUGGUUCGCAACCAAUCCGACGACCCGCUGUGCAAGACAAACUUGAUUGUCGCGCCAGUGGCUCUUCUGGACCAAUGGCAGCUAGAAAUUGAGACGAAGACGAACUGUGACGUCAAGUGUUUGAUAUAUCAUGGUCCCGGGAAACCAAAGAAGAAGAAGGAGCUGAUGAAGUACGAUGUAGUGCUGACUACCUUUCAAACACUUGCUUUAGAAUGGCCUGACGAGGAAGCGGAAGAGAGGAAGGCAAAGCAGAAAGCAAAGAGGAAACGCAAGCUCGAUGACUUUAUUGAAAGUAACUCCGAGGAUGACAGGAAAACGUCGAAGAAAAAGACUCAGCAGCUGGGGCUAUUGUUCGACAUAGACUGGUACAGAGUCAUACUCGAUGAAGCACAAAACAUCCGGAAUAGGCGCACAAGGGUCUCUCGAGCCGUCACAAAGUUACACUCGACUUAUAGAUGGUGCCUGACUGGGACUCCUAUCAUUAAUUCCCUGUCCGAUGCGUACGGAUUGUUCCGCUACUUGCAAACUCGCCCUUGGUAUGAUUGGACCGAGUUCAAUGGUCAUAUAUCUAAAUUAGAGAAGAAGAAUCCUGUCCUAGCCACGACACGUCUGCAGGCGAUUUUCUCAUCGAUGUUACUGCGCAGGAAGAAAGACUCGAUGCUAGACGGAAAGCGACUGAUUGAACUUCCAGUUAAGGAGACGAUCCUCGCGAAACUAGAGUUCUCCCUUGAAGAGAGAGACAUUUACAAGAUGGCGAGUGCAUUGGUCGAGCAAAAGUCUCAAGCUAUAUUCAACAGGUACCUGAGGGCUGGCACCGUGCUCAAAAAUUACCAUCAGGUCCUGGUGCUAUUGCUGAGACUACGUCAAGUUUGCUCCCAUCCGUCUUUGAUUCAAGAAGGAGGGUCGGCAUUCAUCUCUGCUACUGACCUCAACGAUCGCAAGCACGACAAACGUUAUGAGCUCAGUCGUGCUGUUCAACUAGUUUCGCCAGAGUUUGUGCAGAAAAUGCAGGAUAAGAUGGCGCAGAUUAUGGCACAGCGUAUGGAAGCCGAGAAGCAUUCCGCCGAUGCAACUGUGGAGGACGAAGAAUGCCCCAUCUGUUACGAUGCUUUUACGGACGCAGUCGUCACAGCCUGUUGCCAUGUGUUCUGUAGAGAUUGUAUUUAUCAAGUUUUCGACAACGAGGCUGCGGAGAGCGCUGACGAACAAGUGAAGUACAAAUCUGACGAGCGAUCCUGUCCAUCGUGUCGUGGUACCAUCUCGAAACAGAAAUUAUUCUCGCGCAGUGCCUUUGACCCGAAUGAUGACGACACUGGCGAUGUGGAAAAAGGUAGUGAGGCUCGCGAGGCAACCAAUGUUUUAGAUACGCUGGAUGAUGUUACAGAAGAGGCUCGCCCUAAGCUUGGAAGGAUCCUACGGAAGAGAAAGCUGCGGCAGAGGCAUUUCAUGGACUCGGAUGACGAAGGUGACGAAGGUGACGAUGGCGACAUGAGCGACUUUAUCGUCCAAAGCGACGAGGACGAAGAAGAGAAGGAUACUCGGCGCGCUCUUAAACAACGCCUGAGCAAGCGUCGUGCUAUCGUCAUCUCAGACGACGACGACGAUGAUAUCGAUCCCGACGUGAUCUGUGGUGCAAAGCCGGAUGUUGAUGCUCCCCCUGAGCAGAUUAAAUUGAUGCCGAAAUUCCUGCCAUCCACCAAGAUGAAACAUAUGAUGGAGAACCUGCGUUUAUGGGCGGAGACACAUUCCGACGAAAAGACUCUGGUGAUCUCCCAAUGGACACAGUGCCUGCAACUCGUCUCCGACUACUUGACUGAGAAUGGAUUCUUGCAUGUCAAGUAUCAGGGCGACAUGAAUCGUAAGAAACGUGACCAGGCUGUUCGCGUAUUCAUGUCCAGGGACAAGGCAACCAUAAUGCUCAUGAGCUUGAAGUGCGGUGGCGUAGGACUCAACCUUACGCGUGCUAAUCGCGUGAUCUCGCUCGAUCUUGGGUGGAGUGAGGCUGUUGAAAGCCAAGCCUUCGAUCGUGUGCACCGUCUUGGCCAAACCCGCCAAGUCUUCGUGCAUCGGUUGGUUAUAGCGGACACCGUCGAAGACCGUGUGUUAGCACUACAAGAGCGAAAGAAGAACUUAGCUGACGGCAGUCUCGGCGAGGGUACCGGGAAGAAGAUUGGACGCUUGAGUGUCCGCGAACUGGCCAAUUUAUUCGGUCUUGACCACAGAGGCCGCGUACUCUCCGAAAACUAA
This is a messenger RNA of Fibroporia radiculosa, 3336 nucleotides long. RefSeq lists its product as uncharacterized. The record is from RefSeq and is a predicted model, not a curated record. Gene Ontology annotation, molecular function: ATP binding; ATP-dependent chromatin remodeler activity. The transcript is spliced from 25 exons. Gene Ontology annotation, cellular component: cytoplasm. Lineage: Eukaryota; Fungi; Basidiomycota; Agaricomycetes; Polyporales; Fibroporiaceae. The coding region runs from base 1 to 3336 and encodes 1111 amino acids.